GUGUGAAUUUGUGAUCGAACAGCUAACAACAACGAUGUCGGCGUGUCGACUGUACGUCGUGUUAUUCCUAUGUUUUGGACUGACGGUUUUAUUCGUAAACGGUGGAGUACCGACAGACGAUAUCGUAUUUCCCGAAUCACUGAGUUCACGACAUCAACAUUCAUCGUGGAACUUUGAUAAUGAACGACCGCCACCCAGAAGAACUAUAAGACAAGGAAACCGUCGUCCAAGACCACCGAUGCCUAACGAGGAAGAUCCAUUUGCUGGGCUUGAACCCCAAGGUAACAACCGACCAUCUGGUGGAAACCAAGGCCAAUGGUCCAAUCAAAGACCUAACCAACAACCUGGUAAUCAAAACCAAUGGGGCACCAAUGGUAAUAAUCAGGGUCAAAACCUGCAAUGGGGUACUAACGGUAAUAAUCAGGGUCAAAACCAAUGGGGUACCAACGGUAAUAAUCAGGGUCAAAACCAAUGGGGUACCAAUGGUAAUAAUCAGGGUCAAAACCAAUGGGGUACCAACGGUAAUAACCAAGGACAAAGCAAUCAAGGUAACAGACCACCUACACAACCGAACACCAAUCAAGGUAACAGACCACCUACACAACCGACCACCAAUCAAAAUCCAGUGCAAACCAGCACGACUUCGUCCAACAGUGAAGAGGCAAGUGAAGAACAGAGAAACGCAUGUAAUGCGACCUGCAAAGAAAGGAUUACAAACGAAUACAAUCCCGUCUGUGGAAGUGAUUCUCAAACAUACCAAAACAGAAGAUUUUUGGAUUGUGUCGCCAACUGCGGUAUAAUCACCGAAUUCAGCUACAUCGGAACUUGCGUGACGACGACCCAACGCAUUACUCGCGCAUGAUGGAAUUUCAAAAUUUCGCGACUGCUUUUGAUAUGAAUAGAUAAACGAUUGAUUUUUAUAUAAAUAUGUAUUUUUUCACCGCCAAUAACACUGCACAAAUUAUUGUGUUUUAAUAUUAUAUUGUAUUUUAAGAUAAUUUAUGUAUGGUUGACGUAAUACAUUAAUAUUAUAUUAUUACAACUCAUAA
Messenger RNA from Acyrthosiphon pisum (pea aphid), 1049 nucleotides. RefSeq names its product feruloyl esterase B-like. Gene Ontology annotation, molecular function: protein binding. NCBI's taxonomy places the organism in Eukaryota, Metazoa, Arthropoda, Insecta, Hemiptera, Aphididae. The record is from RefSeq and is marked predicted.